AGUGGUGAAAUAAACUGAACUGAACUGAAUUAGGGCAACCUUCUCAUCUCUUUCGGCUUUUCUUUCAUCGCUCAAUCCCAUUCUCAGAUUUUCGAUUGAUUUUCCAUGGCCAACAAUCCAUCACAGCUUCUCCCUUCCGAGUUGAUUGAUCGCUGUAUAGGUUCGAAGAUAUGGGUGAUAAUGAAAGGUGACAAGGAGCUUGUUGGUACUCUCAGAGGCUUUGAUGUUUAUGUUAACAUGGUUCUUGAGGAUGUUACUGAAUAUGAGAUCACUGCCGAAGGGAGACGGAUAACUAAGCUCGAUCAGAUCUUACUCAAUGGAAACAACAUUGCUAUUUUGGUCCCUGGGGGUUCACCAGAUCCAGAGUAAAUGGUGCUACUAGGUUACCAAUGUUUUUAACUCUGAUGUUGCGCUCUUGGCACAUACUUCAUAUAUUUUGACGAGGAUUAUGAGGCCGCUAGGUUUUAUCUUCCCUAAACUGGAUUUUAGGGUACAUGGCUGUAGUGUAAUGCCUAUUCAACUUUUAUCAUGUUGAAUUGUGGAUUGUCCAGUGUAACAAGUAAUGCUACUGAUUAGCGCCUUAAUAUUCCAAUUUCUACUUCAAUUA
Messenger RNA from Abrus precatorius (Indian licorice), 607 nucleotides. Its product is annotated as sm-like protein LSM5. Gene Ontology annotation, biological process: mRNA splicing, via spliceosome. The record is from RefSeq and is a predicted model, not a curated record. Gene Ontology annotation, cellular component: Lsm1-7-Pat1 complex; U4/U6 x U5 tri-snRNP complex; U6 snRNP. NCBI's taxonomy places the organism in Eukaryota, Viridiplantae, Streptophyta, Magnoliopsida, Fabales, Fabaceae. The transcript has 5 exons. The coding region runs from base 106 to 369 and encodes 87 amino acids. Gene Ontology annotation, molecular function: RNA binding.